This is a messenger RNA of Vavraia culicis subsp. floridensis, 2771 nucleotides long. RefSeq lists its product as uncharacterized. The coding region runs from base 6 to 2759 and encodes 917 amino acids. The transcript has a single exon. Lineage: Eukaryota; Fungi; Microsporidia; Pleistophoridae. Gene Ontology annotation, biological process: vesicle-mediated transport. The record is from RefSeq and is a predicted model, not a curated record.
ACUCAAUGUUUACAGACAAACUCCUAGACAAGCUCAUGAACGUGAUUAACAAGCAAAUGGCAGGCACAAAAAUACAGCUUGACAAUCCUACGUCUAACCAAUUGCGCGACAGCAUGAUGGUGCUAACAAGGAAGAUGCACACAGAAGAUGUAGGCUCCUACCUGACCAAGGUCAUAAGACAUAUCGAUACUCCCAAUCUGUUCAUAAAAUCGCUCAUAAAUUACUACCUGAUAAACAUAAAACACAACACAACCGUACUAAUGCUCAUUAUCAAUACCACGCUCAAAGACUUGAACGAUAAUGAUUACUUCAAAAUACAGGGACUAAGAGUGGCAACGAACGUAAAGAACAGCGAUAUACAACAAUUUUUUGUGUCAAGGAUACACAAAUUGAUGAGUGAUAAGAACUUUAUGGUCAGAUUGUGCUCGGUCAUAGCAUCGAUAAGUAUAUUCCAACACAACUAUGACAAAUUUGUGGAGUAUAAAUUCGGAGAGAUGCUUAUGAAAAUGAUGGGAGACAACGUUCUGGCUGUCAGAGAAUGCGUCUUGAUCGCUAUUUCUGUCACCAACAUGGAGAUAAACCUAGAGCUGCUAGUGUCGAAUGCGGAAAAGAGAAGCGAAAAUGAACGAAUCGCGGUCUUAAGAAUAAUCAGAAAGCGGCUGGAAGAGGUAAAAAGAACAGGAACAGACUUUAAAAUGGUUGAAGAGGAUGACAAUGGCGAUUUGAUAUCGCUCAAAGACUAUGGUGAUGAUGAAAUGAGGGAAGGCAGCGUGAAAGUUGAACAUGAUAAGGACAAAAAUAGAAUGACAGGCACGUUUUUGCUCUCAAAAGCUACCAAGAAGUUCUUGACACAUGCUCUACGUUCGCAAAAUCAUGUUUCUGCGAUUCUUGCUGCUCAAAUUCUUGUUCAUUCCAAGGUAUUUCACCAUUUAAUCUUUAAUUCCCUGAUUUAUUUUUUGGACACGAUCUAUUCGCCGUACAUUCUUGAGUUCUUCUUGACAAAUGGCUUGAACUACGAUAGUAAGCAAUUUUUCAUUUUUCAUAACGAUCGAAAGGAAAUAAAACGACUCAAAUUGCUGAUACUCUGCGAUAUAAUGGAUGAACUGGCUAUUAGCGAGAUAAAAAGAUAUCAUUACCUAUUUAACAACGAAAUAUUGGAGUGUUUAAUACUGAAAGAGUACAAAGACCAAAAUUUGAUCAAGCGGAUAAUUGUAUGCGGUCUGGAAAUGGACAAUAGUGCGGAUUGCCAGCUGUCUAAUAAGAGUGAUAGCGAAAAAAAGCUUUUUGUAGAUGAGUACUUGACUAAGAGCACUUUGGAAAUGCUAGUGAAGCUUCAAUCGAAGAUAACAUUCAAUAUAGAUGAUAUCUUAUCAGAUAUUGAACCAAAAAAUAAUGAUAUAUCACAUUAUUUGGUUCUAGCCCAACAUUUUUUGGCAGGUAAACCAAAAACCCUUGACUACAUCGAAAGACAGAAAAUGACGUUUUUACAGUGCACAGAAUUGCUGAAUUUUUAUCUUUCAUUAACAAAACGAGGGAUAUAUCUGGAUAUUCCAGAUAUAGAAUGGCCAUCUGCUCUUACAUCCAGGGUCAACUUACUGCGUGAAUAUAAUGAGAAGAAAAAACAAGUAUCAAGUAUAUCCGAGAACGCUAGUUUCGUACUUGAAUAUUUUUCAACCAGUAGCACUGUUCCUGAUGGUAAGUUGUCAAGCGCACACUAUAAUGACACCAACAAUAUAGGUGAGAACUACCAACAUGCUCCAUCCAUGGAUGAUGGCAUAGCAGUGGAAAUGUCUGUCCCCUGCAAAACAUACAAUCCUGACAAUGAAAACUGCUGUACUGGGAGUGAAAAGCUGUUGUUGCAGGAAGUUCUUCCGCGAAUAGAACCAAAGAUGGAUAAAGAGUCGCAAGAACGGCAAAAAGCAAUAGAUUUUGCGGGAAUAAACAAUUACCGGAAUGAAAUGUUUAAUACCACUGACCACGGAACACAAUCGGAUGUUUCGAUUGUGAUGAACACGAAAAUCUUGGCAUCAUUGAGCUCGUUUCCAGAAUCGGACAAUUCGCUACAUUUAGGUGAUGAAACAGUAAAAAAUAUGAUUUCUGGCACAAAUACAGAUGAACCAACAAAUAUUACGGACAUAAAUGGUAAUAUGGCAUCUAUUACAGUUAAAGAAUGCACCGUCGCAUCUCAGAGAAUUCUUACUGGCUCAGACAAUGCUGCUAAAGUCAUUUGUGACAAAAGAGAAGAUUGCACAAGCGAGUCAUUGCCAGAGAUGAUGCACCUGGAAACACUAUCAAACGAGUAUUUUGACGGUGUGAUCUAUUUGGCUGAUAAAAUGCUAUACUUGGACAUAAAAGAACUCAAAAAGAAAUUCAGAUUCACAUACAACAACCGUGGCAUCACGGUUGACAAGAAGCAGAGAGUGGGCAUCAAAAGGAUAAAAGAGGAUGACAUAAACAAAGUCAUAAACUACAAAACGAACACCACUUUUCGUAGGCUGCAUCUCUGCAUCAGCAAGUUCAUCAAGCCUAAGGAAGUUUCAAUGGAUGAAUUCAUCAAAAAUUUCAGCUAUUUAGCCGAUUAUGAGAUUCUCAACGUGGACAGCGUCAAUUAUUUGAACGUUUACUUCCUAGAUAGCAGAAAAUUCUGUUUCUCGGUGUUUGACAAGUGGUUUUAUGGUGAAAUAUUUUCUCUUCAAGUAAUUCUGAAAUCAAAUAAUAGGAAAUACUUGAAAAUGAUAAAAGCAAUGAAAUUCAAAUAGGUUCAAUAAAAG